UCAUCAGACAGAGACUGCGGGUGAGCGCCGCUGCCCUCUGGCUAAUCCCCGCCUCCGGAAUGGACCGCCCGGAGCCCCCCACCACGUCAUCGCUGGACGAAGAGCUGUACUCCCGGCAGCUGUAUGUCCUGGGCUCAGCGGCCAUGGUGAGGAUUCAGGGGGCCAAGGUCCUGCUGUCCGGCCUCCGGGGCCUGGGGGCUGAGGUGGCCAAGAACUUGGUGCUGAUGGGGGUGGGCAGCCUCACUCUGCAUGAUCCUCACCCCACCUGUUGGUCAGACUUGACUGCCCAGUUCUUCCUUUCAGAGAAAGACCUGGGAACAAGUCGGGCUGAGGCCUCUCGGGAGCCCGUAGCUCAGCUCAACAGAGCCACCCAGGUCUCCGUCCACCCAGGCACCCUCACUGAGGACCUGCUGCUGGAGUACCAGGUGGUGGUGCUGACAAACUCGGAGCUGGAGGAGCAGCUGAGGGUGGGUCAGUUCUGCCACCAGCAUGGGGUCUGCUUUGUGAUGGCCGACACCCGGGGCCUUGUCGGGCAGCUGUUCUGUGACUUUGGCGAGGACUUCAGGGUGCAAGAUCCUACUGAGGCAGAACCCCUGGUGGCUGCCAUCCAAAACAUCUCCCAGGGCUCUCCUGGUGUUGUCACCCUGAGAGGGACUGAUGUUCCCAUCUUCCAAGACGAGGCCUUGGUGACUUUCUCAGGCAUCAGAGGCAUGGUUGAACUCAAUGGCUGUACUCAGACCAUCCGCGUACGGGAUACCAGGACCUUGGAGAUUGGGGACACAACACAUUUUUCCUGCUACCUUCACGGUGGGAUUGUCACUGAAGUCAAGGAACCCAAGACUGUGAGCCAUGAGGCCCUGGCCACAGCCCUGCACCAGCCCCGAGUGGUGGCCCAGGAAGCCCACCGUGCCCACUGCCUGCAUCAAGUCUUCCGUGCACUGCACCAGUUCCAGACCAGCUCCGGACACCCGCCCCGGCCCUGGCAUCCUGGUGAUGCAGAGGCUGUGGGGAGACUGGCCCAGGCCCUGGGACCACUGCAGGGAACAUCGGAAGAGCCGUUGGAUGAGGCCCUCGUGCGAGCGGCUGUUCUGUGCAGCGCCGGUGACCUGAGCCCCAUGGCGGCCCUGCUGGGUGCUGUAGCUGCCCAGGAAGUGCUGAAGGCUGUCUCCCGGACGUUCAUGCCCCUGGACCAGUGGCUGUAUUUUGAUGCUCUUGACUGCCUUCCGGAAGAUGGGGUCCUCAGCCCGGAGGAGUGUGCCCCAAGAGGCUGCCGCUAUGACGGGCAGACAGCAGUAUUUGGGGCUGAUUUUCAGGAGAAGCUGAGCCACCAGCACUACCUCUUGGUGGGUGCUGGCGCCAUCGGUUGUGAACUGCUCAAGAGUUUUGCCCUCAUGGGCCUGGGCGCCAGCGGCUCCGGGAGCAUCACAGUGGCCGACAUGGACCACAUCGAACGCUCCAACCUCAGCCGCCAGUUCCUCUUCAGGCCUGAGGACAUUGGUAGUCCCAAGGCACAGGUGGCUGCAGAGGCUGCCAGCCGCCUGAAUCCAGGCUUGCACGUGACCCCAUUCACCCACCCGCUGGACCGUACCACGGAGCACAUCUAUGGGGACAGUUUCUUCUCCCGUGUGGAUGGUGUGGCGGCUGCCCUAGACAGUUUCCAGGCCAGACGCUAUGUGGCUGCCCGCUGCACCCACUAUCUGAAGCCGAUGUUGGAGGCGGGCACUCUGGGCACCAUGGGCAGCACCUCUGUGUCCGUGCCCCACGUGACGGAGGUCUACAAAGCCCCCACAGCUUCUCAGGAUGCUGGCAAUCCCGUCUGCACCGUGCGUUUCUUCCCCAGCAAUGUUGAACACACUCUGGAGUGGGCUCGGAAUGAGUUCGAGGGGCUUUUCCGACUAUCUGCUGAGGUCAUCAAUCGCCAUCAGCAAGCACCCACUUCCCUGGCGGACACCGAGGAGAUGCAGAUGCUGACUCUGCUGCAGCCAGUGCGGGGUGUCUUGAGGGAGCGUCCGCGGACCUGGCACGACUGUGUGAUGUGGGCACGUGGCCACUGGCAGCUAUGCUUCCAUGACAGCAUCAGGCAGCUCUUGAAGUGCUUUCCACCUGAGAAGGUGCUUGAGAACGGAACGCCUUUCUGGUCGGGUCCCAAACAGUGUCCCCAACCCCUGGAGUUUGAUGCCAACCAAGACAUGCACCUCCUCUAUGUGCUGGCAGCUGCCAACCUGUAUGCCCAUGUGCAUGGGCUGUGUGGCUCAAAGGACCAGACUGCGCUCAGGGAGCUGCUGAAGUUGCCAUUGCCCGGUCCCCAGCACCUGGCCCCCACCUGGCGGGCCAGUGACCCGGAGUCAGCUCAGGCUUCCACCACAUUUGACACCGAGCAGUUGAAAGAACUUCAAGAAACUCUGGAAGUCUGGAGCCUGGGCCAUGAACCCCUGAAGCCCCUGCUCUUCGAGAAGGACGAUGACAGUAAUUUCCACAUGGACUUCGUGACGGCAGCAGCGAGCCUCCGCGCUCAGAAUUACGGGAUCCCUCCAGCCAACCGUGCCCAGAGCAAGCAGAUCGUAGGAAAGAUCAUCCCAGCCAUUGCCACCACCACCGCAGCCGUGGCAGGCCUGAUGGGCCUGGAGCUAUACAAGGUGGUGGGCGGCCUGACGUCCCUUGGGGCCUUCCGCCACAGCUAUCUGCACCUGGCUGAAAACCGUCUCAACCGCUGGGUGCCGCCAGCCCCGGUCCCCCAGACGUUCCGACACCUGACAUGGACCCGCUGGGACCGCCUGAAGGUGCCUGCUGGGCAGCCUGAGGUGACUGUGAAGUCCCUCCUAGCCUCUCUCCAGGAGCGCUAUGGGCUGCAGGUGAGCAUGCUACUGUAUGGCCCGGCCAUGCUCUACUCAGUGAGAUCGUCUGCUGACUGGCAGAACCGCACAGUGACGGAGCUGGUGCAUCAGGUGACAGGCCAGGUGCCUGAGCAGCAGGUGCUGGUGCUGGAGCUGUCCUGUGAGGGUGAGGAGGAGGACACGGCUUUCCCACCCCUGCACUACGAGCGGUGACAAGGCAGCAGCCCCAAUCGAUGACUACCAAGCCCACAGCAAAAUAGCCCUGCACAGGCGUUCAAUAAAAGCUCAUGGAAGGCC
Molecule: messenger RNA, 3131 nt
Organism: Echinops telfairi (small Madagascar hedgehog)
Lineage: Eukaryota; Metazoa; Chordata; Mammalia; Afrosoricida; Tenrecidae
Gene: UBA7
Product: ubiquitin like modifier activating enzyme 7
Exons: 24
Coding region: 60-3047 (995 amino acids)
Biological process (GO): protein sumoylation
Cellular component (GO): cytoplasm; SUMO activating enzyme complex
Molecular function (GO): SUMO activating enzyme activity
Source: RefSeq, a predicted model, not a curated record